Ilex paraguariensis (yerba mate) is the source of this 342-nucleotide messenger RNA. The record is from the annotation of a GenBank genome assembly. NCBI's taxonomy places the organism in Eukaryota, Viridiplantae, Streptophyta, Magnoliopsida, Aquifoliales, Aquifoliaceae.
AUGAAAAUCAAGAACAAGAAUUGUCAAAACUAUAUGACAGUUAAAAGGCAAUUAUUUGAUCUUUCAUGUACCUUUACCCUUUCAAAUCUUGGAAUGUUUGGUGUAGAUCACUUUGAUGCCAUUUUACUGCCAGGAACUGUAAGUGCAAUCAUGGCUGUUGGAGCAUCUCAGCCCUCUGUAGUUGCUACAAAGGACGGUCGGAUUGGCAUGAGAAGUCAGAUGCAGGUUAAUCUCUUGUUUAUUUCCACUAUUAAUCAUCGUGUCAUAUACGGUUCCGAUCUAGCUUCAUUCUUGCAAUCUCUAGCUCAGUUAAUCGAGGACCCUAAAGAUCUUACCCUUUAG